Messenger RNA from Closterium sp. Naga37s-1, 3915 nucleotides. The record is from the annotation of a GenBank genome assembly. NCBI's taxonomy places the organism in Eukaryota, Viridiplantae, Streptophyta, Zygnematophyceae, Desmidiales, Closteriaceae.
AUGGCGGCAUUGCCUCCGCCUCCUGAGAGCGGCCAUCGCAUCACCGCGGCGCGUCUCUUCCGCCGCCUUCCUUUGCCACCGAGCCUCCGCUUCCAUGCCUUCCGCUUCUACCCCCGCCCAGUCCAGCCUCCCUCGUUGAACCUCCUGCGCAAUGCGGGCUUCGAGGAAGUUUUUGCCGCAGCAGACUGGCCCUCGCCCCUGUCGUCAUGGGUGCCGCUCGUCCCCGGCGCAGCAGGGCAGCAAGGGCAGGUGGGGGGGGUGGUAACGGGGGAGGGGGGAGGGGGAGGGGAGACUCCCCCCGGGGACCCGUCCGUUGCGGCUGAGGGCGGUCGGUUCGUUCGCCUGCAGCCCAGCGACGGCAGUGGCGGCACCGGUGGCGAGCUUUGGGGCAGCGGGGCGAGCGAGAGUGACUGGGCAGUGUGGCCGGUGCAGGGACUGGGGCAGCUGCUGUGUGUCGUGGACGGGGGUGAGCAGCAGCAGCAGCAGCAACAGCAGCAGCAGCAGGAGGAGGCAGAGUUUUCGCUGUAUUUCUAUGCAAGGGCACGCGAGUGCAUGAUGGGUCCGUUUUCUGCCUCUGGAUUGCAGCCGAUGCGAGCCAUGAUCGUCGCCGUGCCCCUCCCAGCCACUGCCGGCAGCACUAGCAGCAGCAGCAACGUGGACGAGGGAGACUUGGGCAGUGCGCUAGCAGCCGCUAUGAGCAGCGGAGAGAUGGUGGUGCUGCAUCAAUGGACCGUCGGCGUCCCCUGCCGCAACAACAACUCCAACUCGCUCUCAGGCCUCCUCCCCUGGCGCCAGCACGGGCCCUUCUCCUUCCACCUCCCACCCUCCCCCGCCUCCGCCGCUGCUCUCUCCUUCCCGCCGCAAGGCGUUGCGCUGCACCUCGUGCUGCUGGAGGGCAGUGGGGCGGGCAGCGGCAGCGGCGUGGGCUCGGGUGGCAGCAUCUGGGUGCCCGCUCCCGGAGACACGUCCCUGCCUGGGGGUGGGUCGUUUGGGGGUGGGUCCUUGCCUGGGGGUGGGUCGUUGGGGGGUGGGUCUGUGCCUGGGGGUGGGACCGUGCCUGGAGCUGCGGCUGUGACUGGAGAUGCGUCUGUGCCAGGGGGUGCGGCUGUGACUGGAGAUGCGUCCGCGUCACGAGCUGUUCAUUUGGCUGCAGCGGCAGCGGCAGCAGCAGCAGCAGCAGCAGCAGCAGCAGCAGCAGCAGCAGCAGCAGCAGCAGUGGAAGGCGGAGCGCUCACGUCGGCGGCAGCGGCAGCAGGGAACAUAGACAUCGACCUGGUCACUGUGGCUCCCAGAGGCACAGCUGCAGCAGGGAACAUCGACAUUGACCUGGUCACUGUGGCUCCCAGAAGCACAGCGGCCUCUGCCCCUCCGUCCUUCUCCUACUCCCCAUUAACCUCCUCUCCCCUCCUCACCUCCGGAUCGGCCCGCCUCCUCCCCUCCUCGCUGCGCCUCACCCCCCUCUCUCCACCCCACCAAGCGGGCCUUGCCCUGCACCCCACGCCCUUCCCCCUCAUCUCCCCCGCCACCCCCACCUCCCCCUGCCGCCCCUAUUCCUUCUCCUCCUCCUUCUCCUUCCGCCUCUCCUCCCCCCACCCCGCUGCCCUCGGGGCCGACGGGUUUGCUUUCGUUCUCCUGCCCGACCCCACCGUCGGGCUGCCCGGGCCAAACAUGGGAUACGGCAGAGGGCCAUACAGUCAGGAGGAGCUGUUUGUGGCUGCAGAUGGGGGGGGACUUGGGGAUGGGGCAAUAGGGGAAGAGGAGUGUGUGGUAGUGAACGGGGCCUUUGUAUGCACUCCGAUUGGCAGCAGCAGCGGCAGUGGCAUCACAUAUAACAGCAGCUUGCCACAUCAGCACAGCCUGGCAGUGGAGUUCGACACGUCAUCAACCCGUCUGUUUCUGGACCCAACGGUGCAACACGUGGGGGUGAACGUGGAUUACAGCAUGACGUCAGCAGGCCAUGCGUCCGUGCACCCCGCGGGCGUCCCCUCGCUGGGCGGCAACAAGAACGAGACGCUGCAUGCGUGGGUGGCCUACAACGCCACCGCCUCGCUGCUCUCCGUGCGCCUCUCCUCCUCGCCCGCCAUGCCCCCCUCCGCCCUCCUCUACCUCCCCUUCAACGCCUGCGAUUUCUUUCACAUUUUUCCGAAGGAGGACGGAGGGGAGGGUGAGGCCGUGUUGGUGCAUGUGGGGUUUGCAGCCGGCACGGGGCUGCUGCCGCUGCACACUCAGACGCACGACAUCCUCUCCUGGGCCUUCCAGGUCGACACCCAAGCUCCGGCUCCUCCUCCCCUCUGGCUGCCGCCAUCGUUCUCCUUCCCUUUCCUCACACAAGGCGCCCGCUUCACUGCCUUGGGUUCCACUCACCAAACCUUCUCGUCGCUUCAACUCACCCCCGGCAACGAUGAUAACGAGGCAGGCGCUGCCUUCUUCCCCCUCCCCCUGCCCCUGCUCUCGCUCGUCCCGGCCCCUGCUUCCCGCAAGAAGAGCAAGGGCGGGAAGACUGAUGUUGUGGUGUGCAAGGCUCGGUCCUUCACCUCGUGGUUUCCUUUUGAGCUUAAGGGAAGCGGAUUCUCUGGAUACGGGGUGGUUUUUGUGCUAAGUACUCGGCCGGGGGUGGGGCAAGGAGGGGCGGCUAUGGGGUAUGGGCACGACUCAGUAGACAGGAGUGCAAAUGGGACGUGGGCGGACGGAGGGAGGAGUGUGGCGGUGAUGUUUGAUGCCUUUAGCGGCCUUGACCCUAACUGUGACGUUAACAAGGAUGUGGCGAUUCUCUCCGUUCACACUGACUUUAACGUGACUCGACGGCUGGCUUCUUCGUCUCAAAAGAGAUACACUUCAUCCUCGUUAUACAGCAUGAGGGUGGACUAUACGGCUGCCACUAAGACACUAGAGGCGGUGAUUUAUAGAGGAGCUACAAGGAUGGGGAGUGUGAAGCUGACUCUUGACCUGUGCGCUGUGUUCUAUGAUGGCAACAGCAGCACUGAGGGAGUGAUUCCGGUGUUUUCUGGGUUCAGCAGUGCCAACACGCAGGCGUGUGUUCAGUCCAUCAAAGCGUGGACCUUCCGAUUCACAGACGUCAACCCGUGCACGGCGUGGGACGUGAAUCCAUGCGGUGCUGGCAGGUGCACUGCGGUGCGGUCAGCAGCCACAGGCACAUACACCAGCACGUGCUCAUGCCCUCUCAGCCAGCCCAGCUACAAGCUCCCCCAAAUGCCCGCCUUCCAAACAUGCCACAAUGAGUUCCCCACAUGUCGUCUUAACAGCACUGACACGUGUGCGCCUGGCGUGUGCCUGGAGGGCUAUAAUGCCUCCUCCUUCUGCCUCUGCCCGCCCUCCUUCUUCCCCCUCGACUACUCUAACCCCCUCAAGCAACCCUGUAACCAAGUGAGUGAGUCUGCUACUCGAGUGCCAUUCUUCCCAGCACCCCCCGGCCUCACAUGCCCUCUGCUGCUCGACAUCUUUGACCUCUCACCUCAAGAGCUGCUGGAGAGCAACCAGGGCAUGGCAUGUGAUAAGCCCAUACCUCGUGGGUUGGUAGUCAACGUGUCGGCAUCUGCUAGCAAGAAUUGCAGCAGCAUGUAUACCACCAACCAGGGUGACACGUGCACGUCGAUCAACACCCUUCUUGACACCAACAUAACAGAUCUAAACCGUAACAUUGACUGCUCACAACCUCUUGUACCUGGAAAGCGAAUAUGUGUGCGGAACAACCCUGACGUCCGCACGCCCGCGGUGGCGGGCUGCAUGGUGCAUCACGUGCUCGAUCUGGAUUCGCACACAUGCCAGCAGCUCUCCAGGCUCGGUUACGGGUUCAGCCUCAUGAGCAUCUCAAAGCUUUUCCUCGCCAACCCCGCUCUCUACUGUGACCAACUGCUGCCCGGUGCAGCUGGGUGGGACGACUCUGUUCUGGACUCG